AAAGAUGUGGGUGAGUAUUUCAUGAUAAACAGCUCAACCGGAUUCCUUUCCCAAGUCAAACACUUCGAUUACGAAGAUACAGGCAUACAAUGCAACCUUGGAAAAGGAGGAGGGUUUGUGAAGAUUAUAGCUGAGGAUGGACUCUACAAAACAUCAAAAUCCCUGAGUGUGACGUUUAUCAACAUUGAUGAUGCUCCUCCACUGUUUGUUAGCAGUGAUUGUUCCACUGUGUGCUCUAAGUGUCCGAUAUUGUCUCUCAGUGCUAUUGUUCACUUUACUUAUCAUGGCCCGAUACUCACAAACCCACCCGGUAUAAAAGCGAUAGAUCUUGAUACAGAACAGUCAAAUAUCAUCGACUAUAAUUUAGAUAUCUACCCUACAAAGUACAAGGAUAUGAUACGUUUUGAGAACGGCAGAUUUGUCCUUCUGCAGUCGUUUGCGAAUUUCUCUGAAUAUAGGGAGGAAUCCGACUUCUCUGUAAUAGUGACCAUCCAGGCAACAGGGAGUAAUGGACAGACUUCGAAAAAAUUGUCUUUCACGAUAUACGUAAUGGUUGCUCCAAUAUCUUCCAGUCAGCAAACUUCAUUGAGUCAAACAGACGAGAUUAUGAUCCUGAGUCAGUCAACAAAGAACAUCAUAAUCAUUGUAUUGGGUGUGGUUGUUGUCCUUUUCUCUGUUGCUCUUGUAUAUGCUGUUUACAAAAUUAGAAGCCAGCAUAAGAAGGCAAAAGAUGGUGAAACUAGUUAUGAGGAAGUCAAACGGAAUACCGUAACAAAUGAAAACGUUUAUGCUACUAUUCAAAAUUAGUUACAUAAUCUUUGAAGAAAUAUGCGCACUUUCUAAUCUUGAGAAUCAAAGCAUACUGUAACUGAUAAUAUAUUUGCUUUUUAUGUGCAUAUGCAAAUGUAAAUAUAUUUGUAAAACUUCAACACCCUAGUUUUAAGACUUUUCAAUGUUUCUGCUUUAUGUAUUUAUUGUGUAAAAAGUUUUGGACGUGUUGUAAGACACCGUUUGUAUAUGGAAAAGAAUUCAUGUUCACAGAUAGGUCAACAAGUGGCCUAUUGCAGAUCUUUUAGAUUUCUUUCGUUUGACAGAAUAACAUGGUUUUAUUUUCUUCACAUUUAACGUAUAACGUGAGGGCAUGAUAAUUGUAUUGUUUUUUUUUUACAUUACGUUGAGCGAAAGUAUGGUAAAUUAACUUAAUAUGAAAAAGACAAGGCUUGAUUAUAAAAUGGAGAAGAAGAACUUGCUUUAGAGCGAUUAAUCCUUAAAAUAUUGAACUUGUUUACAAAAAUCAAUGUUGAGUGUAUAGUUUAUAACAACACAGAGUAGUGGAGUAAAACAUGGAAUGUAU
Messenger RNA from Magallana angulata, 1354 nucleotides. RefSeq lists its product as uncharacterized. Gene Ontology annotation, biological process: homophilic cell-cell adhesion. Gene Ontology annotation, cellular component: membrane. The transcript is spliced from 5 exons. The record is from RefSeq and is a predicted model, not a curated record. The annotation marks the transcript as partial. Lineage: Eukaryota; Metazoa; Mollusca; Bivalvia; Ostreida; Ostreidae. Gene Ontology annotation, molecular function: calcium ion binding.